Molecule: messenger RNA, 786 nt
Organism: Penicillium expansum
Lineage: Eukaryota; Fungi; Ascomycota; Eurotiomycetes; Eurotiales; Aspergillaceae
Product: RNA-binding protein
Exons: 4
Coding region: 1-786 (261 amino acids)
Biological process (GO): mRNA splicing, via spliceosome
Cellular component (GO): nuclear speck
Molecular function (GO): RNA binding
Source: RefSeq, a predicted model, not a curated record
AUGUCUUCUCGCUCUGGAACUACUCUGUAUGUUACCGGGUUUGGCCAUGGCACCCGUGCUCGCGAUCUUGCCUACGAAUUCGAACGUUAUGGGCGUCUUGUUCGCUGUGAUAUCCCUGCCCCGCGCACUCCCUCCAGCCGACUCUUCGCCUUUGUUGAAUACGAGAGUCGCCGCGAUGCCGAUGAUGCUUACCAUGAGAUGCACAACAAGCGUAUCGGCCGCGAUGAUUUGCUGAAGAUUGAGUGGGCACGCACUCCUCCCUCUGCUUCCUGGCGCUUUGACUCUGGCUCUGGCCGUGACGCUCCCCGUGAUGCUCCCCGUGACGCUGGUCGCGAUGCUGGCCGUGAUGCUGGCCGUGAUCGUCGCCGUGAUCGCACUCCUCCUCGCCGUGGUCGUUCCCCAUCCCCUCGUCGCAGCCGUGGUGGCGACUAUUCCCCCCGCCGAGACGAUCGGUACGAACGAGACGCCGACCGCACCGACCGCGACUACGACCGCCGCGACCGUGAUUCUGACCGCCGUGACCGUGACCACGAUCGACGUGACCGUGACCGUUCUCGUGACCGCUCUCGUAGCCCCGAUGAACGUGAACGUGAUGGCAAGGAUGACCGGGAAAGACGUGAUGAUGAUCGGGAGCGUCGUGAGGAGGACCGUGAGAACGGCCCCAACGGUGAGGACAGGAAAGGUCAGUUGCCUCCCCAACCUAGAAAAUGUUCUUUUCACUCACAUACAGUAGUACCCCUGGACCCAAUGCCCUCUGCCCAUGAUGAGCUUGAUACUGCUGAGUAG